AUGAGGCUAGGUUUCUGGGGUAAAGGGAGAGUGAGGGAACCGAGGGGUCUAGGUUUCUCAUCGGAACCAGUGGUGCAAGGUUGGCCACGGCGUUGGUCUUUGACUGGAGUGAAACAGAGUGGGAUUCGAGGGUUUGGGUUUGAGUCACGGUUUAGGGUCGUGUUUAUUUUAGGAAAAGUUCGGCUGGGGUUGUCGUUGGGGCUUACGAGCUCCUCAUCGGAGCGUAGAACGGCGGAGCCCAUGGAGGCUCUGGGUUUCGUCGAGGGCAAGUCAUUUUCCCUUCACACGGUGCUUCAUUUUCUCUCCACACCGAAAAUCCUCAUUCUCACCGGACCCAAGCUGGCAUCCAUAGGAACCUGUAUAGGCAGGUUCACACACGGAGGCAAUUUCCAUUUGACCGUCGAAUGUUUGAACCUGUUGACUGCGAACGCGAAGCACAAAGUUUGGCUAAAACCCACCUCGGGGAUGUCGUUUCUUUACGCGAAUCAUGUUUUGAAAGGUGGGUUAGGGAGGAUAACGGAGAGCAUUGCGCCUGGUGAUGGGGUCGUUUUUUCCAUGUCGGAUUUGCCUUUGGGGUUUGGGAUUGCUGCUAAGAGUACUCAAGAUUGUAGGAAAUUGGAUCCUAAUGCCAUUGUUGUGCUUCACCAGGCUGAUAUUGGGGAGUAUUUGAGGAUGGAGAUUCAAAGUGAGCAGCUAAUUGAAGAGUGAAUUGGGUAUUUCUAUCUGCUACUUAUCAGUUUUUUUUUUUUUUUUUGAGGUUGGAUUUUACCAUAACUUUGGGGAGCUUGGUUCAACAUGUACUCUGGGUUUUCUUAUUAUAAGUAUUUGCUGCUUCUUAUGUUACCAUUAAUUUGGCAAAUAGCUUUUGUAUUAGUCUAUAUUUAUGAGUGAUAGAAAUGAAAGUUUUUUAUUCAUUGUCA
Molecule: messenger RNA, 920 nt
Organism: Hibiscus syriacus
Lineage: Eukaryota; Viridiplantae; Streptophyta; Magnoliopsida; Malvales; Malvaceae
Product: 60S ribosome subunit biogenesis protein NIP7 homolog
Exons: 2
Coding region: 1-708 (235 amino acids)
Molecular function (GO): RNA binding
Source: RefSeq, a predicted model, not a curated record